Messenger RNA from Linnemannia hyalina, 3447 nucleotides. The record is from the annotation of a GenBank genome assembly. Lineage: Eukaryota; Fungi; Mortierellomycota; Mortierellomycetes; Mortierellales; Mortierellaceae.
AUGGCCUUCAACUUUGACGACACAUUCAGCCUGGAUCAGCCCGGCCUGGAACUCUCGUUGAACGACUUUUCAUUCGAUCCCACCCAGGCAAACCUCCAACAGCACCAGCAGCAACUUCAGCUGCAGCAACACCAACAGCAGGACCAACACAGGGAGCUGCACAACAUGCUGCUCCAGGACAAUGGCAACAACAGCAAUAACAACAACACCACUAUCAGCAAUGGUAUACAGGCUGGGUCGAUCAACACCGUCCCUGUGUCAUCAGGAGGAUUUGAUUUUCAUCCAUCCGCACUUUCGACAGAUAUGAUGGUUCCCGCCUCCGCAUCAACCACUCCCGUUUUCCAGACAAACCCGGACAAGAUCGCCCAGUCAUUACAGCAGCAGUUACAGCAGCAGCAGCAACAACAACAGCAGCAACAAUUGUUCUUGCACCAACAGCAGCAGCAGCAACUUCACCAGCAGCAGCAGCAGCAGCAGCAACAGCUUCAACAACAGUUGCAACAGCAACAGCAGCAACCAACACAACAACAACAGCAGCAGCAGAAUUUCCAUUCUCCACAUCACCACCAUGUCCAACAACAACAGCAACAACAAGCACAAUUGGUCCACCCUAUUCCAGCCAGUCAGCAGGAGCAGCUACUCACCCCUGCCUCCAGCGACUUUUACAACACGGAUUACACUCAAUACAUGUCGCCUCUUGGAAUCGCACCCGCACCGGAUACAACAGAUGCAGCAGCCAUGGUGAUUACGGACCAAUUUGACGACGACGAGGUAUUCUUUACGCCCUUGAUCUCGCCCGCGAUGACCCCGUCCCACCCGUACUCAAAUCUCCCGCACGCCCUGUCGACAGCCAACGAGAUAUUUUCACCGCUCACCUCCCCAGCACUGCAGCCUCACCGGACAUCCGCUAUCGAUUAUCUCUCUUUUUCCGGCCAGAGUUUUAGCCCGCUGCCUAUGCAGCUCCACCAGGCUCAAUCGGCCCAGCAGCAACUCCAACAACAACUUCAGCAACUUCAAUCUCAGCCGCAGGUGGAUUUGUCGCAACAACAGCAGCUCCAAACCCAACAGAACCAACAACAGCUUCAGUUCCAACAACAACAAAGCCAGAUUUCUCAAGCGUCUGGAAGCAAGACACCUCGGAUCGAUAUGCGGAGUCCAGCGCUCAACGCUCAGCAACAACGCCCACCUAUGAAGCGGAAAACGACCGUUGAGCGUGUCACCAAUGGGCUGACCCCUGCUGUGCCUCGAUCGGCAGGCCCUGUCAGAGUGGCCCUCUCCAAGAACUCUCCUGCAUUGCGCCCCAUCGCCAGCCCGAUGUCUCCAGCGACCCUUCGGAAACAGCAAGCAAGUCGGCCACGGUCCUCACCAAUCGCACCAGCAUCACCCCUCACCAUGCACUUUCCUACCAAUCGGCCAAGUCCGUCACCCCUCCUCAUAUCGACAGCCCACCCAAGCAGUCAAACAACGCAGGCGUCCCCUUCACCUCGUUUGGUGACCAACAUGCACCAGCUUUCGAUGGUGCCGUCAUCUCCCUUGGGCUUUGUCAAUUUAUCGAAUGGUCCCCUCAGUCCGGCUCUUUUCGCUCUGCCAGCCUCGUCCAUGAUGCCUCCACCACGGUCACCGAUGAUUCUGCCUUCAGCAUCGCAGAACCAGGCUUUGAAUACCCAGAGGCAACUCAGCUUGGUUCAGCCCCAGCAUGUUAUCGCGCAGAACCAGCAUCAACUUUCCAUCCAUCAACCCAUAUCUGCCGCCCAACCAUCGCCAGCAUUGAAACCGAUCGCAGAAAACGGAACGGUCAACAAGAGUCCCGGCAGCUCUGUUGCCGUGGCCAACCCUACGGCCGGACUAGCAGCAUCAUCCGUAUCGAUUGCACCGAAGUCCGCUCUCGCACCCGUCACCCCCGCAUCGCUCAUGAACUUGGGAGCAGGAUCUGGGUCUGAAUCGACACCAACCUCGUCUCCCAAAUUUGGAGUUCACGCCAAGGUUAAAACAGGAUCCAACCACUCUUCCACACCUACUUCUGCCUCUGGAGACCUCCCCUCUACUCCUGCCACUGCUGCCACAGCUGCCACAGCUGCGGCAGAGCCCAAUUCGACAACUUCCGCAUCCUCAUCCACUUCUUCGACCCCAACAAGUUCCUCGGCACAAAAGAGGGGGACCAAACGCCAGGCAAAUGGAGAUGCUAUCGGAUCUGGCAUCUUGGCCCCCUCUACGCCCCGUCAAGUACCCCUUACGCCUGGAUCUUCCAUGAUCUCCCCCAUGCCCCCACCAGCUAACGGAUUCUCUCUGAUUUCGCCCGCCCUCAAGCCUACGCACAUGGCCCACCGCGGCAGUACCUCGAUGAUGGUCUCUCCCCGUAUGCAGCCCUUGCUCGUCUCUCCCAGCUUGAAGCCUUGGUUACCUGGAGUAUCACCCAGUGAGGCCAUGGCCAGGCUGGCGUCCAAGUCCAACUACCAGAACAUCCUGGAUGGCGAUCAUACGGCACUGGGCUUAUCGUACAAUACCGAUCUCCAUUCUGGUAUCGAGCUCCGCAGGACAUCCCACAAGGCCGCGGAGCAGAAGCGACGAGACUCGCUCAAGAACUGCUUCGAUGACCUGCGACAGAUGAUCCCCAAUAUCCAAGAGAAAUCCCCAUCCAAGGUCUUUUUGUUGAAGAAGUCGUUUGAUUAUAUCUGUAAUCUUAAGGCGGAGGUUGCGAAUCGGGAUUUGGAACUGGCGCGUGUCCGAGCGGAGCAUGAGUUUAUGAAGAACGCGAUGAAGGCUUGGAUGGUGACCUUGCCCGACGAUAGCCCAUACAAGUCCGUGUCUGUGGCCCCGCCUGUGACCGACAAGGAUGCAGAAGGAGAGGCGAAGGCGGAGGAGACCAGGAAGGUUGGAUUGCUGGAGUCUUGGACGAUACCCGAGGAGGAGCUAAAGAAGUCGAUUAGCAAGGAGACCGAUGCCGCUGCCCGUGCUGCAGAGAUUGCUGAGAUGAGUGCCUUGGCCGUCGAGGCUGCUCGUACCCAGCCUGGAGGUCAGAGUAAGGGAGGCAAGGAUAGUCAAGGUGAUGGCGAGGACAGCGAUGAGGAUAUAUCUACGACAUUCAAGGCCAAGAAGCCUGCCAACAACAAGUCUGUCUCGGGAUCCAAAGGCAGUAGCGGUGCCAGCAGUACUGCUAACAAGAAGUCAGCAAAGGGCGGACCAAGCUCUACUCCUGCUUCGGCACUGUCAUCUUCAACCCCGGCUACUGCUGCGCUUGCUGAGUCUGUAAAUGGAGCGUCGUCGAUUCAAAGCAAGGACGGCGAUACGAUCAUGGAGCCAUUGCCCCCAGCCGCUCUCCCCUUGGCUACCAAGAAGUUUCAGCCUAAUGGAACCAAGGCGAAAGGCGGGAAGGUCGACGAGGAUGAGGAUGACGAUGACGAGGAUGAUGAGGAAAGCGAGGACCAGGAAAUGGUGGAUGCUACAUAG